ACCAGCUGGGCGUGAUCGCGCCACAAGUAAUCCACCGAUGGAGCUCCGCCACCCACAUGGUCCACCGCAAUUACGGGACCUGCGAUUGAAGUCCAGUUUGCAGUCCCGCACAGAUCCUCAUAUCUUCACUUCGGAGUGAACGUUUUCGAGGUUGCUUGCGUCUUCAACCCUAAUUUUUUUUAACCCUUAACUUGUUUUUUCGACGAAUAGUGGAGUAAUUUGUAGUGCAAUUCACAACCAUGGCCAUGGCGAUGUUAGCUUCGCCGUCUCUGUCUUCAGUGUGCAGUAAUAGUGGGCGUACCCCGGCGGUUUCUGGGCGGCAGCAGCAGCAGCUGCCUGGAGCUUUUAGUCCAAAGACGAAUGGUGAUCAAUUGGCCAGGCGAGGAGUUUCCGUGCGAGCACAGCAAAAGCGAGGGUCUUCUGGGGAUCCUGAGAGUAAGCAGCUAUUGGAUGCCUUCUUUUUGGGUAAAGCUCUUGCAGAAACUGUUAGUGAGCGUAUUGGUAGUCUAGUGGGCGAGCUUUUAAGCGAUGUCGGACAACGACAGGCUGAACAGCAAAGACAAAUUCGUGAGUUCCAGAAUGAGGUGCAAGAGAGGGCAAAGUCUGCAUCAAGGAAGGCAGCACAGAAAGCCCUGGCCACGGACAACACUGUGUCGGUAGCAGCAGCUACUCAAGUUUCUCCAGUCACUUACGAUGACGAACCAAGUGGAAAUAUUGUAACAGAGAGCACAACCAGCGCCACUGAAGGUGCCAAUGGACUCCCUACUCUACCGUAUGAAGAUCUUCCUCCCCUAGAUUCUCAGUCUGAUAACACUACUGCAUCCUCCCAGAAGGAUACACCAGACUUUUAGAUUCCGUUCGUUUUCAAUCGCUUCAGAUUCCAUGAUGUAUAGUCAAACGUGCAGUACAACUUAGAGCUUUCACUUCUCACACAAUCCUGUGCUUUUCAAACA
Physcomitrium patens is the source of this 953-nucleotide messenger RNA. RefSeq lists its product as uncharacterized. The record is from RefSeq and is a predicted model, not a curated record. Gene Ontology annotation, cellular component: chloroplast thylakoid membrane. Gene Ontology annotation, biological process: thylakoid membrane organization. Lineage: Eukaryota; Viridiplantae; Streptophyta; Bryopsida; Funariales; Funariaceae.